Messenger RNA from Anisakis simplex (herring worm), 276 nucleotides. The record is from the annotation of a GenBank genome assembly. NCBI's taxonomy places the organism in Eukaryota, Metazoa, Nematoda, Chromadorea, Rhabditida, Anisakidae.
CAAGGACGAGUGGCUGCAGGCUUCACGUCAACAACACUUGAUCCGGUGACACAACAUAAGGCGGCCGUGUUGGAUGUAGAAACUGUGCGGUAUUCUCGAGUGACGAAAAGUGGAUACGUUCGAAUUGUGACAAAUUUUGGUGCAAUUAAUUUGGAGUUAUAUUGCAAGCAAGCGCCACGUGCUUGUGAAAAUUUCAUAACGCACUGUAAGAAUGGCUAUUAUAAUGGCACAAAAUUCCAUCGUGUCAUACGACAUUUUAUGGUGAGUGAGUGUUGA